CGUCUUUCCUCCCUCACUUCCCAGCAGCGUCCUGUUUGUUACCAGCAAAAUGGUUGUCAGUCAGUCAGUGGUCGGGCGAGCCAAUGCCGAAAAGCCUCAUGGCUUGGUUGGUAUGCUCAAGAAUCCUUAUGUCUUCAUGACCUGUGCCUUUGCUUCGCUGGGCUGUAUUAUGUAUGGCUAUGAUCAAGGUGUCAUGGCUCCUGUUCUCGUCAUGGAGAACUUCAAAGCGCACUUUCCUUCGUUGAUGGGCUCUACUAUCCAAGGUUGGCUGGUGUCUGCUUUGGAGUUGGGUGCUUGGGCUGGUGCGCUCUUCAACGGAUAUCUCGCGGACGCUAUUUCGCGGAAAUAUAGUAUGAUGGUAGCUGUUGUUGUCUUCACUCUGGGUUCAUCUCUUCAGUCCGCAGCACAGAACCCAGCCUACUUUUUCGCUGGUCGCAUCAUCGGUGGUGUUGGUAUUGGUAUGCUUAGUCAGGUCAUCCCGCUGUACCAAGCCGAAAUCGCACCACCGGAGCUCCGUGGCUCUCUGGUUUCCUUGCAGCAGCUCUCGAUCACCAUCGGCACUGCCAUCUCUUUCUGGCUGGACUAUGGUAUGCAAUACGUUGGUGGUGUCAAAUGCAACCCCGAAGGUGUGGAAAACCCUUACUUGGCCGACGGAACCUUCGACUACAACGCGGCCCACGGCCACACGUGUCUGGGCCAGAAGCCUCUUGCCUGGCGAUUCCCCUUGGCUUUGCAGAUCCUGUUCGCCUGGAUUCUCUUCUUCGGAAUGUUCUUCUUCCCCUUCUCCCCUCGCUGGCUGAUGUCCAAGCACCGCGAGGAGGAAGCAGUUGCUGCACUCUCUAAGAUCCGGCGUCUUUCACCCAACGAUCCCUUGCUCAAGGCAGAGAUCCUUGAAAUCAAGGCGGCCGUUCUUUUUGACGAAGAAACCAAUGCCGAAGCUGUUCGAACCGGCGGUAAAUGGGCCCCCUGGAAGGCUCUCUUUUCCCCAAAUAUGCGAAAGCGACUCUGGCUCGGCUGUGGAAUGAUGGUUUUCCAGCAGUUUACCGGUAUCAACGCAAUUUUGUAUUAUGCCCCGCAAAUCUUCGCCAGCUUCGGUUUCUCGUCGACUACCCAGACAUUACUUGCUACGGGUGUCACUGGUAUCAUCCAGAUCCUUUUCACGCUCCCUGCUGUACUUUUCCUGGACAAGUUCGGCAGAAAGACCUUCCUCAUUGUCGGUGCCAUUGGCAUGUUCUGCUGUCACAUUGUCGUUGCUAUCGUCGAGGGUAUCUAUGAGGAUUACUGGAACCUGAACGAAGGGCUGUACAAGGCCCAAGGAUGGGUCGCCAUCGUCUUCAUCUGGAUCUUCGCCUCCCAAUUCGCCUACUCCUGGGGUCCAGUAUCAUGGGUCCUUGCGCAGGAAAUUUUUCCGUCCUCUGCCCGCUCUCGUGGUGUGUCUCUUGUCGCAUCCACGAACUGGAUGUUCAACUUCGUCAUUGGCCUAACCACCAAGGACAUGCUGGCUUCAAUGAAGUACGGAACCUACAUCUUCUUCGCCAUUUUCAGUGGACUGGGAGGUCUGUUCAUUUGGUACUUUGCACCUGAAACCAAAGAUAAGACCCUGGAGGAGCUUGAUGUCUUCUUUGGAGGCAGCAUGGACAGCAUCGCCGAGGCGGAUAGACUCAGGAUGCAGGCAAUCUACGACCGCCUGGGACUCUCAGGGGUUGAGAAGGUGGAGGAUCUAGAUAACGAGAAGACUAAGAUCCAGGAUGAGAUUGUGGAGAUGUGAUUCUUGGUUGCUAUUAUUGUGGAUG
Molecule: messenger RNA, 1793 nt
Organism: Aspergillus aculeatus ATCC 16872
Lineage: Eukaryota; Fungi; Ascomycota; Eurotiomycetes; Eurotiales; Aspergillaceae
Product: sugar porter family MFS transporter
Exons: 6
Coding region: 50-1768 (572 amino acids)
Biological process (GO): transmembrane transport; carbohydrate transport
Cellular component (GO): membrane
Molecular function (GO): carbohydrate:proton symporter activity
Source: RefSeq, a predicted model, not a curated record